Molecule: messenger RNA, 9695 nt
Organism: Macrobrachium nipponense
Lineage: Eukaryota; Metazoa; Arthropoda; Malacostraca; Decapoda; Palaemonidae
Product: zinc finger protein Xfin-like
Exons: 5
Coding region: 943-4062 (1039 amino acids)
Biological process (GO): regulation of DNA-templated transcription
Molecular function (GO): DNA-binding transcription factor activity, RNA polymerase II-specific; RNA polymerase II cis-regulatory region sequence-specific DNA binding
Source: RefSeq, a predicted model, not a curated record
CUCGUAUGUGGCCUGAGAAGACAUGGGUUGCUGUUGCAAUGUUGAUCCGAAGACUGGCUUUGAUGCUGACCAUCCUAAAGCAUGCCACAGGGUUCCACCACUAUACCUCACUUUAGCGCUUGUGCUGAAAGUAAAACAACUGUUUCGGUGUCGAGACGUCGUCUCACUUUCGAGACUUCUGAUUGGUCAGCCGCGACAAACCCUUCUCCCAUUGGCUGCCGGGACCCGUCUGGCAGAAGACUCGGGAGAUACGCGGCCAUGUUGUAAAAGUGUAAACAAACCUCAGGUGAGACCGUGAGAGACUUCUAAGAUAUGAAGAAAUUGAAGAGGGACACUCUUGACAUGCCCAUCUUAACUGGAAGUGAGCCCAUCCAAUGUAGAAUAAUGUUAUUGUCAAUUUCUGCUCUUAAAAUUAAAUAUUGACCUAAAAAGCUUGCCGUACUGUAAUUUUAUACAUCAGAAGAUUAGAGUGAGAUUGUGUGGAUGUCUAUCAUGAAAAGUACAAUUGUAAUUUGAUUGCAGCACUUAUGAUGUGAUUUUUUUCGUUCCUAGAGCAUUGUGGUUUUAGGUUAUGAUAACCAAGUCAUUAGCUCCAUACUUUGUGGAAAAUCUGAACAAAUAUAUGUAGUUACAGUGUUGCUGUUUUGCUUACUAAAGUACUUUAGUCAUUACAGUUACAUAUAAUGCAAGAUAGAAAGCUUGUAUUUUGUAUACAUACUUAGGUGCAGAAUGUAAUUUGAAGUCUGUUAAUUUUUUUUAAUGCAUUGCUGUAUUGAUAAGUAUUUUGUGGAAACACUUUUCCAUUUCUCUGAUUGUGUCUGUGAAUCAUAGUAAUCUAAAUAGAUCCUUGAUGUAACAAUUUUCUCUUUACAAUAUGAGCAAUGCUGUUUAUAACUCUAGUCAAGACUAAGGUAAUGAAGUAGGACAUAGCUUUUGUAGAAAAUGAAUAACCAGGAAAGUGAAGCGGUUCAGGAGUAUCACCAAGUUCUGGCUGGUGUUGAGUGUCAUGAUGGUUCAGACAUGGUCGCCAGCCUGGCCAUGGUCACUGAUGACAACUCUGUUAGUGGAGAUGUAUCAAGUGAAAUCAUAACCAGUGAUGUAACUACAGAAGUCAUAACGGGCGAGGAGAUUAUAACGGCUAACGAGACUUUAGUGAUAUCGUCGGACGGGGAUCUGAACAGUAUAAAAGAAGUCGAUAGUGCCAGUAAUGGAGACCCUCUGCAGGUCAACGAAGAAGAGAAGACGCUGCAAGAGCAGUUAGUUUUCAUCCAUCAGCAUGAUCAGCACAUAGAAGAGCAGCAGCAGCAGCAGAAUUUGCAAGUUAGAUCUCAGCAUAUCAUCUCAGCUCAGCAGCCUCAAGUCCAGCAGCCAGUUUUGACAGUGACGAAUACUCACCAGCAUCCUGUGUCUCAUGGAAUACCGAUAAGACCAAACAUAGGUGAUAUUGUGCCAAGUGUGUUGCCAGUAAGUACAAAUAAUUCAGUUCCUUCCAGCCUACACAGUAGUAUCUCUGGUGGACCUAUAUGCCCAAGUAACAUAUCACUAAAUUUACUUGCUAAUCCCUCAACUGUAACUACCACUGUUGAACAACCCAACAAUGGACCUUGCUCAUGUUUUGUUUGUGGACGUCACUUAUCAGAUCCCAGCGAAAGGUUUUAUUAUUUAAAAUCUCAAAAGUUAUUUAAUACACAAAUUACGUUGCUAGAAUUGUUGAGUGAUGUGUUGAAUCAGACUGUGGUUACAAAUACUGGAUCUGUGGAUUUGUGCUCAAGGUGUUCGGAACUGAUCAAUGAAACUGAUAGUGCUUACACCCAUCUGAACCGUUUAAAGAAGCAGAUAAGUAACUUGUUCACUGGCAAUCAACGUCCAAAGUUAACAUUCCAAGUGUUACCCAAAACUAGUCAUUUAGGGACAGUUGGGUUAAAUUCUGCUCCAGUAGUGUAUCACCCUCCAAAACUGAAUUUAGAUGAUUUAGCAGCUACCAGACCCAGACGGGGAAGGCAGCCCAAAAAAGUUGAAAUGCUCAAGAAAAACAAAUCAGAGUCGGCAGCAUCAGAGACACCUAUCGUGCAAAUUAAGAGGAAGGGUGGUCGUCCACGUAAGCCAUAUGCCUGUCACAUAUGCAAGCGCAAAUUCCUCACAAAGGAGAUGGUGGCCAGCCACAUGAUCAAAGAGCAUGAUAUGCAUCCUACAGGGUUGGUGAGACCUAUUUUAGGGGCACGAGAUUCACCAGAACCUGGUUUGGGAGUACAGGAUCAUGUGAAGAGUGAUAAAACCAACAACAAAAGUACACAAGUUAAACAGGAGCAAGAAGAUUCCAAGGAGAAAAGUGUGGUUCCCAUUAAAAGUAGCCCGUUGAAAGUAGAAUCUGUAUCUAGUAGUAGUCUGUCAAACACCAUUGUAUCUGUGACACAUACUGGAAUUGGGCGUUCCUUUACAACUGCUCUUAAUUCAGUAGAGCAGCCGAAGGUGGGGAUGGAUGCUGCAUCACAGUUGCUUGCUUCCAUGCGCCCUAUUCAGCCCAAACCCCAGACAAUGAUACAGACGGCUCCAGAUGGUUCAAUGGUAUUGUUAAUGAAUCCAACUGUUGUCGAUUCAUCACCAACUGUUAUCAAAGUAACGCCUGGAUAUAUGAACCUUAAACCAGGCCCUUACGCCUGUGAUAAAUGCAGGAAGACAUUCCUUGAUGAAAAGAGUCGUAAGAUGCACAGAAUAGCGGCCCAUGGUUUUAGGAAGCGGAAACGAGAUGACGAUGAGGACGAGGAAGAUGAUGAAUAUGGAGAUAAGCAUGAUGGCCACGAAAACUUAUGGCAUUGCCGCUUGUGCGAGAAUUCGUUCACAAGCAAGAAAGCACUUGCAGACCACAAAAAGUCUGUUCAUCCACGUUGCAGUGAAAAUGGUGGUGUUACUGAUGGGAGACAUCGUGUUCACCCUUGUGACGAGUGCGAUCAAAUAUUUAAUUAUAAAUAUGAAUUAGAACGCCAUCGAGAGACGCACGUGCCUUACACGCAGAUGGGCCCUCACGAGUUUGUGUGCUGUGUUUGUGGGCUGAAGGUUGCAAGUAAGGCAGCAUUGAAGAUCCACCUUCACCGUUUCCACAACAAGGAUGAAGAGACAAAGGACUAUCUGUGUUCUGAGUGUGGCUACAUGGCUUCUACCAAGAAAGCCUUUACCGACCACCAGCGUAUCCAUAGUGACGAUCCCGGUCCCAAAGCCAGGUGCACUAUCUGUGACAAGGAAAUGCUUGCGUCAUCUUUCAAGAUUCACAUGCUUCGCAUGCAUGGAGAAGCCAAGCAUCCCUGUGAUACGUGUGGUCUGAGGUUUACAGUGAGAUCGGACUUGAUGAGACAUCUCAAUACAACUCAUUCAACUUUGCGACCAUAUGACUGUGACCUGUGUGCAGAGAAAUUUAUUACCUCCGACGCCCUAAGGUACCACCGCAACAAAGUACAUUCAACUGUGCAUCAUUAUUGCGAGUAUUGUGGCAAGCGAUAUAAGUGGAAAGGAGAAUUGAGGACGCACAUUCAGCGCAAUCACAUAGAACGCAAGGAACGAUUUCAGUGUUCCCUCUGUUCCCGCAACUAUGCUGAUCGCCGGAAGUUGCGACACCACAUGACCACGAAGCAUAACGUUCCUAAGGAAGUUACUGUCACAUAUUAUGAGUGCAAGGGCAAUUACCAGCGUGAUAACAAUGUUUUAACCUACAAAGGAGUGGAGGAUCAGAUACCUAGUAGUGGAUAUGAACCCCAGGGCACAAUUAUCCCUUCGUCUGCACCCUCUUCAACACCUCACUCUUCUAGUCACCCCAUCCACCAACCCAUGAGUCAUUCGCAGGAAACUGUCCAGACUCAGACAGCCAUUAUUAGUGGACCCAUAUACCAGCACCAUCACGUCCAGCCAGUUCUCCAACAUCACCAGUCAGUUGUCAUCACAACUCACCCUGAUCAGCAGCAGCAGCAGCAGCAACAUAUGAAUCAUCUUCCGCCCCAAGCUCAUCUCCAGCUGAACCCACAGGGUCAUCCACAGCAGCAUCAACACAUAACUCCAAGUACGAAUGUUUAGAUAGCGCCAGACCUCAUUCCCUUACAUGAGUGGCAGGUGUCAGAGGCUAGGGAAAAAUGUUUAGACUAAUGGGGGAGUGAUUGUUGUUAUAAUUUUGCAUUAAAUGUGUGUGUACCUGUAAGAUACAAACCUCUUAUUUUAUUGAUAUAUUGCUUUGAAUCAUGCCUUUUUCAGAGGAAAAGUCAUCAUUUGAAGGUUGAAAUCUCAAGUCUUCCUCUGUCGUGAUUAUCCCUCACUAGGGUUUGCCCCAUGUUUGUGUUACCACAGUUAGCAUCAGCUUCCAUGGGUACUUGAAAUACAGACAUGUAGUUAGCAGUUAACUUAGCAUGGAUAGGAAAUACCCAAAAUCUUUUAAUGUAUUAUUAGUCUUUUGGAUAAACUCAUAAGAGUAGUGUGUACUUGUUAUUGCCAGAAUAUGCAGACAGCAUGCUAGUUACUUGUUAUUGCCAGAAUAUGCAGACAGCAUGCUAGUUAUCCUCAUUGUACUGUGGUCCCAGAAAACCAGAUACAGGCAGUCCCCGGAUUACGACGGGGGUUCCGUUCUUGAGACGCGUCGUAAGCCGAAAAUCGUCGUAAGCCGGAACAUUGUCAAAAAUCCUAAGAAAACCUUACUUUUAAUCCUUUAGGUGCAUUCAAAACUAUGUAAACUGCAUUCUUAUUGCAUUUUUCAUCAAAAAAACCUUUAAAUAUUGGUUAUUUUGCAUUUUUGGUGUCAUAUUUCAUCUGCCAGAUCAGCAUUUGUAGCCGUCGUAACUCUGGAGCAUGCAUCGUAACCCUGGAACAUGCGUCGUAACCCUGGAAAUAAUUUCUGAUGAAUAUAAUUGAAAAGCGUCGUAACCUCGGAACGUCGUAAGCCGAGACCGUCGUAACCCCGGGACUGCCUGUAUCCUUAUGUGGCAGGAACAUAUAUGAAAGCUAAACCCUAACUUUGUUUUGGAUGGGACCUCUCAGCUGUUAACUUUGUUGUGGGAUGGAAAUAGUAUUUUGUUAAAUUGCUGAAAUUGUAGCAAAUCUCUCUCCUUUUUUAUGCCUUCCUUAAUUCUUAGCAGCUGUGGACCUCACAUGCCAAAAAUGGCUUUUACACAUCUAACUUUUUUUUUUCCAAGUUAUUGCCAUGUGUGCGAAGAUACAGUAUAUGUCUACAGUAAAAGGAAAUUACACAAUAAUAUUGUACACAUAGGGACUAGAUCAUGUGGGCUAUAUAUCAGUUAUUCAUUGGUCAGACAAGUGACCAAUUCCAAGAUGAGUAAAUUUUUUUUUUUUUUAUCACUUAGUCAGUACAGUCUUACUUUUAAAAAUAAUUUUCCAGUAAUUCAUGUUUUACAUAUAUACUUUCAAUUAGUUGUAUGAAGAUAUUGCCUCAUUAUUCAUGGAGAUUUCCCACAGGGACAUGCAGGAAUUUUAGUUUAUUAGCACUGAUUAUUGAAGACCCAAAGUUGUUUUUGCUCCAGUAACAAUAGCUUAAGGUUGUAAUUUGGCAAACUAACUUAUCUUAAAUAUUUCAAAGGCUAACUGGUGGUAAACCAUUGUUGGAAUGAUAUAAGAAUCGGCCUUAGGCAGGAAAAUAGCAAGAAUGCAGCAAUAGCCCCACGCAUAUGCAGAGCUGGAGGUUGGUUAAAGACACAUUUGUUUGCAUUAAUUAUAGAAAUUACUGGAUUUUUCAAUUUUUGGAACUUUCAUUUUGUUUUCUGUUGUAACCAGAAAAUUUUUGAAAUACUGAAUUUUGUAAUGUAAUUGAUAUUAAGGAAUGUUUUUUCCUUUUUAUGUUUUACAGUUUAACCAAAAAUUGUCAGUGAAUUGUAGAAUAUGGAUUUUAGAGUUGUUAUAAUCACCUUCUCUAUUAUUAACAGUUGGAAAAAUUUAGGAAAAAUCUCUGUGGGAGCUGUUCAUGACAAAUCUAUGAGAAUCAAGUAUUUUCAUUGAGUGGACUGGUUAAACUACCUAAUAGUAUUGAUGAUAAUUAUAGUGACUGUGAAUAAGGGCUGUCCCUCUAGUGGUGGAUGGUACAAAAAGGGAAAGAAAAAAAAAGAUUCAAUCUUCAAUUGACAACUCGUCUCCUUUAAUAUGCCAGUGUGGUCUGCUUGGCACUGGCACACAUGAAAUAAGAGGUUUGUACUUACAGAACAGGAAGAUUAGUUUUAAAGUUUUGUUAUACAGUGGGGCAUCGCUUAAUUGCGGAUCAGUAAUCAUGGAAUCAGUCAUUCACGGUUUUUUUCUUGGACCGCUUCUCAUGCUAUAUCGCUGGUAUGAAUCGCAUCAUCACGGGACAAUGUGUUGCGUAUGCGAUGUUUAUCGGUUGGCUAAGCCUCGGCCGCGGUCCGAUAAUCACCAAUAUACAUAAAACAACUCACAUUAUGAUUCUAGCUGACAAUAAAGGUAAUAAAACUAUUCUCACCUUAUAUAUUAUUGGCAUAUCUUCAUAAUAAAUAGCCUAUUCAAGGUAGUAUAUGUAUGACAUUCAUUGGUAGGCUAAACCUAGUUGCAAUGCGAUAACCACCAACAUACAUGAACAGAUUCACAUUAUGAUAUUAACUGACAAUAAAGGUAAUAAAACCAUUCUCACCUUGUAUAUUAUAGGCAUAUCUCUGAAUUAAGUUCCAUUCGACAACUUAAAACAGUGAUGAUACUAUUGGUAAAAUUACAGCAGUUUAUUAUUUUAAGAAUGUAAACAAAACCAGAAUGCAAAUGGUAGAUUGCUAUGUUCAUAUCAUAAUACUAUAAUAUGGUGAUAAUACAUGCAAUAUGAUUAGGCACAGUAAAAAAACUGUUUUAUUAAAAUGAUCAUUAUUCUCAAUACACAACUAUUAUGUUUGGGAAUAUACGUAACAUUCAUUUUCAAUACACAAUAUCAUGGUUAAUCUGGUAGUAAACAAUAGUUUAAAUGAUCAUAUGUACUCUGCAUUGUCGGGUUUGUGGCACGAUGAAACAAACAAAUUAGUUUUCCUUUUAGGCUACGUGUUUAGAAAAACAUGAAUAGAAUCCGCUUUGCAACUUUGUUUAUUUUGAUAUUUUUAAUGAUACUGUUGAGUCCAGUGUUGCCAAUUUUGCAUUUUUAAUGCUAGCUUUCAUUUUCUUGAGGUAAUUAGCAAGAAAAUUUUCAAUCCAGCAUCUGGCAGGAAAACUUGCAUUGUUUUCAACUACAUCUAGCAUACGUAUUUUGACAUCAAAACUUUGUAAUAUUAAGUUUAAUAUGUAUUUCUUUUAUUCUACUAUGUUUGAUAUAUCAUGUAAGAAAAAUGACAAAAUCUUGCAAAACCAUUUUCUGGAAUUGAACAGAAUAGGUUUCGAAAUUAUUAGGAAUCAUGUAACGUAAUGUACAAGUACACUCUGUAUGUUAGAAACAUGUAUGUAUCGAAAAAGAGAGCAAUCGGUUGAAAUUGGUUGGGUGGCAUUGUUGUGUAUGAUGUGAUUUUUUAGCACUUUAUGGAGCAAAAUCUAGCAAGAAAUUGCCAUUCCCAUUUGGCAACACUGGCCUGCCUACGUUUUAUGUUGUUAUUGAAGUUGUGUUCGCCGCAUUCUUUAAAUUGUACCCAUAUAAACGAGUUAAUUAUGUGGCAUCCAAAAGCCCCGAUUCUUUUACUCUUAUGGGAAAGAAGCCUAAACGUCAGAUGAAGUUUAUUACGUGUAAUAUAUUAACAUGUGUUGUGAAGAAAAGAUGCCCACAUGAGCAUGCAUAUGUAGGCUUCUAGCUGUAAUCCAUAGGCUAGUAGGCUACAUGUACAGUAGCCCGUAUGCUACAUAUAUUUUAAAGGCUAAUGUUGUAAAAUAACUUUGAAACUAUCUUGAAUUUAGUUUAAGGGGAUAGUUGAAGACAUAUUUGGUGUUUGAACUAAAGUAGGCAGUUAUAAACAUUGGAAUAGUGGUCUUGGGUGGGUUAACUAUUAAAGUAGGCCGUUUUUAGCAAUUUUUGAGGGGGGUACCAGGAUAACAUGGGUAUUUACUUAUUACGGGGGGUUCUGGGCCCUAUCCCCCACGAUUAUCGAGGCCCUACUGUAUAUGAAACUUCCUUAUUUACUGGUGUAACCAGAGAGCAUUGGUUAAUGCUGUCAUCAUCUAUGAAGCAUUUUAUAUUCAGGAAAACAAAAAACCGAGGAACCCGUUUACUUACUUGAUUUUCCAGUGAAAUGUAAUGAGAAAACUUCAGUGAAUUUUAGUCAGGUCGUUGUUUGUGUUCCGGUGAAUUUUAGUCAAAUCACUAAUUGUGUGUUUCUUUUCAGUUACAAAACUACUACUUUGUUAUUGAGGAAUUAUCUACUCUUGUCUGGUGUAACUGGAGACUUUAUAGUAUGUCAUUGUUAAUGGUGAUUUAAAAAAUUUUAAGUUAUUUAAAAAAUUUUAUUUUAGCAGGACUGUGUAUACUAUUGCAGUUGUGGAAAAUUUUGGGGAUAAUUCUGUCAAUGUAGUCUUGUUUUCAGGAUUAUAAAUACAUUUAUAGUAUUCUUGUGUUAUUAUUAUUAUUAUUAUUAUUAUUAUUAUUAUUAUUAUUAUUAUUAUUAUUAUUGUUAUUGUUAUUAUUAUUAUUAUUAUUAUAUUAAGAACAUGAAAACGUUCAUGUAGUAAAUAUCUGCAGUUAUUUUUAUUAUUAAUAUUAUUAUUAUUAUUAUUAUUAUUAUUAAAAACAUGUGAAUGUUCCUAUAGUAAAUAUCUGCAAGACCAUUACCUUGCAAAAGCAAACUCAUAAAUCAGAUAUCAGAUAUGCAGAGAAGGGAGAGAAAUUACCAAGAUAUUGUAGUACGUACUUAAUUACGACUGGGUUUUGAUCAAAAAAGCAAAAACAAAAAAUAUUUGAAAUGCACACUGUAGGUUGGAACAUAUUCAGGCAUUAUUAUGGACAUUUUGUUUUUGUUUUUGUAAUGUCAUAAAGAGUGAUAUCUCAACGUAAUGAGUGCCAAGGGGCGUUGGUGUUUGGAUUUUGAUCUAAAGUAGGGUUAUAAGAUUCUUCGACCUUUAUACAGUUUUUUUUCAUAUUUAUGUAUAUAAAACUAGCAAUUUUAAUCUGCUGCAGGCUGCAUUGUAUUUAUAUUAGUGAGGAGGAAGCUUUUGUAACAUUUGCAGUUUUGUAUUCUCCACGUUUGUAGCAGUCAGAUUUGAAAGGCAUCAUCUGCAUUGUCUGAAAUGUAAACUAGUAACAAUUUGCAGGAGAGCCUUAAUGUAUCUCAUGAAAAAUGUGUCAGUAAAUAUCUCCUCUGACAGGUUUCAGUUCUCUUAUUCUUCUAAUAUGCAGUGCCAAAGGGAAGGUCUAGACUAACUAGGUAGUACUGACUGUGGCCUUUGGUUAAACAUUUAUGCCCGGUAUAGAACUUGUCAAUCAUUUUGUUAUCAUUACAUGCUAAAUGUAUAGUACUAUUUUCAAUUGCUUCCCGUAAAAUGUAAAAAACUAAUGAGCCAUCUGUGAUGGCAUCUGUAAGUAAAAUUUUGUCUACAGUACCAUUGUAUUGGUUUCGUAAAAAUCUGCAUCAUUCUUUACUGUGAAAAAUAUGUCUAAGAAUUGUAAUGUUCUUAAUUUGUAAGCAAUUUGUAUUUAUAUAAUAGCUGGGCUUUAACUAAUGGUCAGAAGGCAAUUUAAAGAAAGUGACUACGAUGUUUAGAUAUGAUUUUUAAUUGGAAAAUAUAUUUUUAUUUUUUCAUAAUUU